Messenger RNA from Symbiodinium pilosum, 759 nucleotides. NCBI's taxonomy places the organism in Eukaryota, Dinophyceae, Suessiales, Symbiodiniaceae. The record is from the annotation of a GenBank genome assembly.
AUGUCCCACACGGUGUCUCGCACCCAGCAGCAGGUGUUUCGAGACUUGAAGAUAGACGAGAGCUUCUUCUUGCAGAUGCUGCUGCCGAUGGCAGAGGCAGAGGGUGACUUCGAUGUCUACCUCAUGGAAAAAGGCGUGAUGCCCGUGCUGCUGCAAGGUCUGGACGCUCUCAGCAAGCACGUGGACAAGGUCGCCACUGGCACCACCAUGGGCAGCAGCAAGCAGAAGUUCAACCCUCUCAUUUGGCUGGCCCAGUACCUUCUGCGGAAUCAUCCCAGCCACAUCCACGACCAUCGCACGGCUACGUACGACAAGAUCCGGGAAUUGGCAGAGGUCGAGCGCGGCCGACGAAACCUCCUCCGAAAACAGGAGGAGUUCGAGAAUGCCUGGACGGUGCUCUCGGAGGACCACGAGCACAUGCCCAUGGCACAGACGCCGCGGGUGAUCGAGAAACUCGACGCAACCUGGAAGUUGGAAGGCGAGUUCAUGAGGCGAGCAAAGCUUCCGGAGAUCAAGGCAGCUGAUCCGGAGAAGGUGAAGUUCUCAGAGUUUUGGGAGAGCUUUGAGGCCCUUGUCAAGGAGGGUGACCUGCUGCGUAUGUCGGUCUUUCAGGAUGCGGAGCGGCGCCAGGUUCGGACCGAGAACGAGGCGUUUCUGGUUAAGCGCGAGAAGCUGGAAGUUGAAGAGGAGCCGGCAGCUCAGGGUCCAGCCAACCCCCCGCCUCCGCCGCCACCUCCCGAAGAUGAUCUGGAUUUCUGA